AUCGUUAAGCUUAUUUUGUGAUAAUAUAUUUUGAAUUUUUUAAUUAACGAAUAACUCUCGCAUUUGACGUGAAGCGAUGACAAGUAGUACCACGUGUUUAAUUAUUGAAAUAGAUUAUAAAUUUUUCAUUAAUAAACAUUUUAUCUCUCUUGGACACAAUUAGCAUUCUUCCUCGAUAGUAGUGCCUUUAUGAGUCAAAAAAUUCAAAAUUAUUUGCUAAUUCUUCAAGAGAUUUUUUAACCUUUACUAAUUUUCGUUGUGUCUUUUGGUUUGACCAGGCUCAUGCAAAAAUUGAUCCUAUUUUUACAAUAUCUCGAUUGCUUAUUAGAAAACCUUUCAGUAAUUUUUGAUUUCAAGAAUUAGUUUUACCAAAUUUUGUAAAAUUGAAUACAAAAUCAAAAUGCCAGAAGUGUGUUUGUUUUCUCGAAAUCGUAGACUUCAUCCUGUGAUUAGUUUAUUUAUUGGAAUAUUAUUUGGUUUUUUGAUUGCUGUUAUGCUUCGAUCUUUCAUACCUCAUCAUCUCAUGUCUGGAUGUAUUCAUUAUCGCAUUAGAUCAGUAAACAGAAUAGUACAAGAAAAUGUAUAUCAUGAAAAUAUUGAAAACAUAUCUAAACAAGAUAAAACAUUACUUUUUAUUGGUGUUAUGACAGCUCAAAAAUUUUUAGAAAGUAGAGCACUUGCUAUAUAUUCUACAUGGGGCCAAAAUGUUCCAGGAAAAUUACUAUUUUUUUCCAGUGCCAUUUCUAAAACAUCAUUGAAAAUACCACUUGUGCCUUUAAUUGGAGUGGAUGAUUCUUAUCCUCCACAGAAAAAGUCAUUCCUGAUGUUGAAAUAUAUGCAUGACCAUUAUAUUGAUAAAUUUGAAUGGUUUAUGAGGGCUGAUGAUGACAUGUAUGUCAGAAUGGAUAAAUUAGAAAAAUUUUUACGUUCAGUCAAUAGCAGCAAACCUCAGUUUAUUGGUCAGGCUGGAGUAGGGAAGGAGGAAGAAUUUGGACAAUUGAAUCUUGAGCCAGAUGACAAUUUUUGCAUGGGAGGCCCUGGAAUCAUCAUGAGUCGAAUGACAUUAAAAUUAUUAGUUCCACAUAUUCGGUACUGUUUGAAACAUUUAUAUUCCACACAUGAAGAUGUUGAAAUAGGAAGAUGUGUAAAGAAGUUUGUUGGAAUUCCAUGUACAUGGUCAUAUGAAAUGCAGAGUAUUUUUUAUCACAGUUUUAGUGGGGAAGGUGUAUUUACAAAACGAUUAAAAGUCAGAGACAUUCAUCGAGCAAUAACACUACAUCCAAUUAAACAGCCAUUAUAUUUAUAUCGACUCCAUAAUUAUUUUUUAGGAUUGCAAUCUCAAGAACUAAGAUAUAAAAUUUUACAUCUUAAUCGUGAACUUCAAGAUAUGCUAAAAUAUAUACGUGAAGAUAAUCCAUCAGAAGAAAUUCCACUUAUUAAUGACACUUCUAUUCAAGGAUCAAGACCUGAUUUAAAUAGAUUUUACCCAAAUAAUUCUGAAGAAGUUUUGAUAUGGGAUUAUCUAAGUAAGAAUAUAUAUUCUGCAUAUAGUUUAAAUCCAAAACGUCGAAUGGAACUACAUCUGCAAACUGCAAUAAAUGAUACAAUUAUGGAAGUAAUGGAAAUGAUUAACAAAUUUUCUAAACAGCGUGGUCGGAUUAUUGAUUUCAAAGAUUUAUUAUAUGGUUAUAUUCGUGUUAAUCCCCUUUAUGGGGUAGAUUAUAUAUUAGAUAUGUUACUGACCUAUAAAAAAUAUCGUGGAAAGAAGAUGACUGUUCCUGUAAGAAGACAUGCUUAUUUAUUUCAAGCUUUCUCUGAGCCUGAAAUAAGAGAGAUCAAAGAGGAAGAAUUUGAAACUUCUGUUCAAUACAGAGGGUCUAAUAUUGACAGAUAUUCAACAGGAACAGUAAUUCAUUUCAUUUUACCUCUGAGUGGAAGAGUAAAUACUUUCAAACGAUUCUUAAAAAAUUUUGAAGAUGUCUGCUUGAAAACGGAAGAAAAUGUUGAAUUAGCUGUCGUGUUAUUUAGUGAUGGUUCUCCAGAUGAUGCUACAGAAACAAAAACAGUAUUUGAAGAUCUUCGAAAUCGUUAUCCUAACUAUUUAUUGAGAUUGGUUGAAGCAAGUGGGCUAUUUUCUAGAGCAUUAGCUCUAGAAAUUGGUGCAAAGCUUUAUUCAUCAAGUGCCUUACUUUUCUUUGUGGAUGUUGAUAUUAUUCUUGAUAAUAGUGUUUUAAGGAGAGUGCGCAUGAAUACUAUAAAAGGUAAACAGGCAUAUUUUCCAAUAGUGUUUAGUGAAUAUGACCCCAGGUUUAUACAAAAUGCUUCUUCUUAUGAAACUACACAUAUCAAUAAAGAUCGGGGUUACUGGCGGCAGUUUGGCUUUGGUAUAGUCAGUCUCUAUCAUGGUGACUUGCAAGAAGUUGGAGGAUUAGAUACAGGAAUCCAAGGAUGGGGAAAAGAAGAUGUUGAUCUAUACAACAAAAUUGUGCACAGUAAUAUAACAGUAUUUCGUGCUGCUGAUCCCGGUUUAAUCCAUCUCUUCCAUCCAAUUGAAUGCAGUCAGCAAUUAGAGAAAGCUCAGUAUGACAUGUGUCUUGGCAGUAAAUAUUCCAGUUUAGCAUCAGUGGAGAGAUUAACUGAGAUUAUCAUGGCAGAUUUAGAAUCCUAUGUGAAAACAAGCAACUAAUGAUUCAUUUUGUUAUUAAGGAUCUCAGUUGAAAUAAUAAAUACAUUUAGUAUAUGUAUAUUAUUUCAAAUUGAUGGCAAUUAUUAUUUACCAAAGAUCUUUAAUCCUAUAACGAUUAGCAGCUACUUUGUAUUUAUACAAAUUCCAAAUAUUUACAUCCUGUUGAGAGCUUUUGUUUUACUAUUAUUUACUGUUGUUUUGUGCCAAUUAAUGUUUGUUAUUUAUAAGUUAAUGAGGUUGCCAUUUUUAGUGCCUUUAAUGAUUGUAAAUAUUGUUAUAUUUCAAUAUAUAACUGGAAUUUGAUAAAAUAAAAAA
This is a messenger RNA of Centruroides sculpturatus (bark scorpion), 3001 nucleotides long. It is a transcript of the gene Chsy, whose product is annotated as chondroitin sulfate synthase 1-like. The transcript has 3 exons. NCBI's taxonomy places the organism in Eukaryota, Metazoa, Arthropoda, Arachnida, Scorpiones, Buthidae. The record is from RefSeq and is a predicted model, not a curated record. Gene Ontology annotation, cellular component: Golgi cisterna membrane. Gene Ontology annotation, molecular function: glucuronosyl-N-acetylgalactosaminyl-proteoglycan 4-beta-N-acetylgalactosaminyltransferase activity. The coding region runs from base 401 to 2686 and encodes 761 amino acids.